GAUUUUAAAUUCAUAGUUUCAAAAUUAAUGCUUGGAUGCAUUCAGUGAAACUUCCCUCUCACAAGGCGCUACAGAUCUCUCACAUUGUUCGUGCAUUCGACCGUGUACACAUUUCUGCAUAAUGGGGAGAGAAACAGAAAGAAAAAUCCAACCAUGUGAAGAUGUAGAGAGAGAAAAAAAGAAUUGAAUGGUACUGAAGAGAGUUUUAACGAACACAAACAAACAGCAUAAAUAUGAUUGUCAAACGAACGAGAUGUUUCUGGUACUUGAGAUGAAGUAGUUUCAACCGCUUUGAACAAUGCGUCCACAUAUACAAUGUUUUUACACACACUAUUUAAUGUUAUUUAUAUUAUGUGCAACUUUUAAAGAAUAUAUAUUUGAGGACACAUUCAGACAUGACGAACAAGUUUCGUUAUUUGGUGAUCUUGGUGACGAAGUACAUACGAAUUACCCAAUCCGAAAGUCCAAUAUCCCCAACAUUGUUGAUGACUCGAAGAAACAGAAUUUAAAAGACCAUACCAAUAGUAAUUCUGCUCUUCAAGUGCAAAUGGAACGUCUAAUCAACCCGUUGUUCUAUCGUGAUUUUAUACAUACAAAAAACUACAUGUCAACACAUGAAUUAUCCAAGAAAUCAGACAUAAAUAAACGUAAUGACGUCACUCCACUAAGCGUGAACGAGAUUAUAGCUUUGAAUAAAAUUAAGCAGAUGAUCGAUCCCAACAGCGCUCAUAUCAUAGAAGCCGCCAACGAUAAGCCGAUAAUCGAGCCAAACAGUGCUUAUAUCGAAGCCACCAACGGAAAGCAGAUAAUCGAGCCCAACAGUGCUCAUAUCAUAGAAGGCGCCAACGGGAAGCGAAAUCAAUUAUCACGCGAUCAAGCUGUGAGGUUAGCUAAAUCUUUACGCUCAGGAAAAACGCCUCAAAGUAAUAUGGAAAUGAGAAUUGAGGCUAUGUCCCGCGGCGUUUCUGUGAAUCUUAACAAAUAUAACGCCCCUGUUGCAAGCAGGUUUGCUAUAGCCGAUUCUACUUCUCGGCAAAUAACCAGUGUGCCGUUUAAUAACAAACCGGCCGUUAAAUCGUUCAAUUCUUUUAUAAAAAUCCCAUUGAAAAUUGCAACAGCUGUGAAUAACGUUCUAGGUAGAAAAAAACAAGACGUACAAGACAGUGUAUUUUACAGAUCAAAGCAAGUUCCAUAUAAUUCUAAUUUCCGUGAAAGCAAAAGAGCGUGGAAAGGGUUUGCCAGUAGUGCCAAAAAUGGCGGGAAAAAUGAUUAUAAUUUACUGUCUUCCAAAUAUAGAAACAAUUCUCUGUUGAAUGAUCUAUCGAAGGUGACAAUGAAAUGGACAGGUUACAAAGCUAUAGAUGCUAUCAAACAGGGCAGCUCAGCUCCGACUUGGAUGACAUUUCUCAAAGGAGCUAUGCAACCGAAAGUUGUUAUCAAAGAUGAGCAUCAUUCAAAGCAACUAAAAAGCGUCAAAAAACUGCAGGACCCGAAAAAGUCUAAAAGUUUGUCUUUAAAGAAAGAGAGCAAUAUAAUUCCAGAUGUUAGUCGUAAAAUUUUAGGCAUAUCUGCUGAGAAGAGGAAAAUUAAGGCAGCUCAAAUGAAGAAGAAAAAGGACGAGGAGGAAGAUGAAAAUAAAGAAAAUGAAGAGGACAUAGAUUCUCCACAAGAGGUAAUAAACGUUACCGUUUCUCGUCCUCCACCACAGCCAUAUCAGUACCCGCCGUAUCAGCCCUAUCAGUAUCAGUAUUUUCAGCCGCAACAGCCACAACCACCGCCACUUCAACAACCACAAUCACCACCAAUGCAACAACCACAAUCACCGCCACUUCAACAACCACAACAGGUAUUUAUCCCACAGCCAGGAGUCAUCCCAUGGAACUACAACCAUGCUGAAAAACUUCCAGAUGGACGCAUCAGACCAGCCUUGUAUCCAAUUGCCAAACAUAUUCCAACUGGGAAAUGUCUACCCGAAUCAUCUUUAUGUGAUAAAGGUCAUGAUGAACAGUGUUGUGGGGCGGCAACCUUUUGUGUUGAUUUCUGGGGUAUCAGUAAAUGUUUAGCAUUUCGAAGGCAAUCGCUUGAUGAUUUGCAUAAUCUUUACCAAAUUCGAAACAACAUUAACUAUAAGAAUUACCACCGAUACUUGACUUCGAGUAUUUUCGAUAACAUCAAAGACGCAUCAGAUUGAAUCGUCGGAUAAAAUUUUAGCUUGCAUUUUGUAUAUAAACUAUUUUUCUAUACUUUCUUCACAGCCUUCAACUUUUUCUUUAUCACCGUAUUUUGCAACUUUGUAAAAAUGUAAAAAAGUAAACUGACUUACAAAGUCAUUUGAUAUAUUAAUAUGUAAAGGAUAUUAUAUCCUCGUUGCUGCAUCUCACUAGAGAACAAAAAUCACGAGGAUAAAAUGAUAAAUAAAUCUGCAAA
Hydractinia symbiolongicarpus is the source of this 2427-nucleotide messenger RNA. RefSeq lists its product as uncharacterized. NCBI's taxonomy places the organism in Eukaryota, Metazoa, Cnidaria, Hydrozoa, Anthoathecata, Hydractiniidae. The record is from RefSeq and is a predicted model, not a curated record. The transcript has 3 exons. The coding region runs from base 299 to 2191 and encodes 630 amino acids.